Erigeron canadensis is the source of this 2674-nucleotide messenger RNA. RefSeq names its product probable LRR receptor-like serine/threonine-protein kinase At1g14390. The record is from RefSeq and is a predicted model, not a curated record. Lineage: Eukaryota; Viridiplantae; Streptophyta; Magnoliopsida; Asterales; Asteraceae. Gene Ontology annotation, biological process: protein phosphorylation. The transcript has 7 exons. Gene Ontology annotation, molecular function: ATP binding; protein kinase activity. The coding region runs from base 288 to 2456 and encodes 722 amino acids.
AAAACCAAACUUUCAUGCAAAAAAGUUUCAAUCUUUUCCAUACCCUUGUGUUAAAUCAUUUGUAACUAAAAGAACCAUAACAUAACUCCUUAUUCUUAAAGUCCAUUAUUAUAUCCUGACUCAUCUUCAUAAACAUUAAAGUCCCUCAUUCUUACACAUGUUCACUUGCAUUAACUUCUGCAUUCAUUUCACAAAUCUCUAAAAGGGGUCCAAACCAUACAAAUCAAGAUUCAUGAUUUCAUGGAUUUAAAGUUUUAAGAUUUGUGUUUCAUUUGACGAAAGCAAGUAUGCAAGAAAACUUCAUAGUUUUAGCUAUAUUAUCCUUCAUUUUAUUACUACCAUGUUCUAUAGCACAGCUAAAUUCAGGUGAUUCAAGAAUCUUGUUUCAAGUCCAACAAAAACUUGAGUAUCCACAAGCUUUACAAGGAUGGUCUAAUUGGACAAACUUUUGUUUUCUUCCAUCAACUCCAAAUCUUGUGAUAGUUUGUUCAGGUAAUCAUAUCACUGAACUUACUAUUGUUGGAAACAAAACAAGUCCAAAACUUUCUGCAAGUUUUUCCCUUGAUUCUUUCUUUACUGUCCUUACAAAGCUUUCAACUUUGAAGAAGUUGACUCUUGUGUCUCUAGGCUUAUGGGGUCCAUUGCCACCUAAGGUUGAUAGGUUUUGGUCACUUGAAGUUAUGAACUUUAGCUCAAAUUUCAUUAGUGGUGAAAUCCCAGCUUCUGUUUCAACAAUCAAGAAUUUGACCAUUUUCGAUAUGUCAAAUAAUUUGUUGAAUGGAAGUGUGUUAGAUCUAAAAGGGUUACAAAAUAUUGAAAUACUUGAUUUGGGUAGUAACCAUUUAGGGCCUAAGUAUCCUUCUUUAAGUUACAAUCUUGUGUCAAUUACAUUAAGAAACAAUUCCUUUAGGAAUCAAAUCCCAACAGAUUUUGUGAAGUUUGUUCAUCUUGAAAGACUUGAUCUUUCUUUGAAUAAACUCGUGGGUCCUGUUCCUUUGGUUUUGUUUUCACUCUCUUCGAUUAAGUAUAUCAAUUUAGCCAACAAUCAAUUCAGUGGAGCAAUGCUUACAAACUUAACAUGUAGCACUAAGCUAGGAUUUGUUGAUGUUUCUAAUAACCUUUUGAUUGGAAAAUUACCAUCUUGUAUCGGGUCAAACACUCCAAACAGAACGGUUAUUAGCACGUGGAAUUGUUUAACGAAUUCUACCUCAAAGUAUCAACAUCCUAAGAAGUUCUGUCAGAAAGAAGCAAUAGCAGUAAUGCCUACAAAAAAGAGGGGUGAAAGCAAGAAAGAGGAGAAUACUGUAAAGCUUGGACUUGUUCUUGGUAUCAUUGGGGGUAUAGUGGGAGUUGCAGGUUUGAUUGGGUUGCUAAUAUUGGGUAUUUAUAGAAGAAGAGAGGCGAAACGGGUGAAAGAAUACAGAUCUGAUAGCUUUGCUUUCGACAAAAAUGCAGCUCGUGCUCCUUCAUCGAUAGCCAAAGAUGGGCGUAGACCGCAAACUAUGAGAACUGCUGCACUAGGCCUACCACCAUAUACCGUAUUCACACUUGAAGAAAUCGAAGAAGCAACAAACAACUUUGAUUCUAUGAAUUUGGUGGGAGAAGGAUCUCAAGCACAACUUUACAAGGGGUGGUUAAAGGAUGGUACGACCGUCCUUAUCAAAUGUUUGAAGUUAAAACAAAAGCAUUCAGCACAAACCGUGCAACAACAUAUAGACGUGAUCUCUAAGCUCAGACAUCGGCAUCUAGUGAGCGUUCUUGGUCACUGUAUCGUCUCAUACGUGGAUCAUCCCAACUCAGGAAGCACUGUCUUUGUUGUUCUUGAAAACGUUUCAAAUGGGUCAUUGAGAGAUCAUCUUACAGAUUGGAGAAAGAAAGAAAUUUUGAAAUGGCCACACAGAAUGGGAAUCACUAUGGGAAUUGCGAGAGGAAUUCAGUUCUUACACACUGGAACUCAACAAGGAAUUUUUGGCAAUGAUUUGAAGAUUCAUAGCAUUCUUUUGGAUGAUAAUCUUAUUGCGAAGAUUAGUAGUUACAAUAUUUCAUUACCAUCAAAGGCAGGUUCAGAGAGUCCUCUAAACAGCCAUGACGCCUCCCCAGUUUCUCACAGGCUUAUAAAUCCAGAAAAAGACGACAUAUAUCAAUUUGGAGUCAUCAUCCUGCAACUCAUUACAGGGAAACCAGUAAACUCGGAGGAUGAGAUAACCGAGCUCAAGAACCAGCUAGAGAUUGGUUUAUCCGAGUCACCAACCAGACUCAAAGAGGCAGCAGAUUCAUCAAUCAGGGGAACUUAUGCUUACGAAUCCAUGAAAACUGCUGUCCAGAUAGCACUCAAUUGUCUUAAUGAAGAUGUGAGUGUGCGUCCAUCGAUUGAAGAUGUCCUUUGGAACAUGCAAUAUUCUGUUCAAGUUCAAGAAGGCUGGAAUAGCAGUGGUAACCUCAGUACAAAAUUGUAAAGAUGUUCAGUUCGAUAUCAUUUGGGAACUUGAUUCACUUUCUCUGUGGAAAAAGCUUAAAUAUCGGGUUUAGUUUUGGUACAUUAUGUAGGGAAUGGGCAUGGAAUAAUGAUUUUUCAUAAGAUAUUAUAAUCUUCAGAGUUGUUAUCCAAAUUAAUACGUUGGAGUCAAUCCAAAUUUGCAAUUAAACAAUGUCAAUUUAAAUUUGUUACAUAAAA